UAUAAGUUCGUUACACGGGAACCCGCGCGCCGUGCCCCCGUCUCCUUUUUCCGCUCCGACUCUAGUUUUUGUGGAGAAUGGCGUAUCGUCGGAGGCGCCCGACUCCACGGGCCUCCACUUUCGAGGACUUUAGCUCCUCGUUUAACUCCCGCGGUGUCGAUUCCCCUGCUUCCACGACAACUACACUCUCCACCCAGGCAAUCCGAUCUCCCGGCGCUCACCGCGAAUCCUCCCUAUUAUCCGCCAAUGUAGACCCCUUGCGCCAGACUUCCGUCUUUUUCAAUCAGAAUCCUUUUCACCAUGAGUACUCAUCUCUCAGAUGUACUAAUGAAAAGGGUGCGAAUGAAUCCAAUUAUGGAUUUUGGGGUGUUCUUGCCAAAAAAGUUAAAUCUCUCCUUGAAGAUGAUAGUGCUUCACAACAAUUUAAUGGCCAUAGUAGAAACGAGUUUCAAAUGCUUUCCACAUCGACGGAUAGUCAGUUCAAUCAGCCUAAUUUGUCUCCUCAGAACUUCCAAAAGGCUGAAAAUCUUGCUUCUUCCCUGAAUCAAAUUGGUGGAACGAUUAAAAGUGCCUUUGAAGAGGGUUUGGCGGUCGUCGAGAAUAGGGCAGCUGACAUCAUACAGGAAACAAAGAAAAUUCAAAUUAGGAGAAAAACAGCCGGUUUUAAUUCACGAGGUCAAGUUGCUGAUUUGGCGGCUACCGCAAAUCUCUUUCAAAAUCUUUCAGACCAAGAUAAUCCAUUGAAGGCAUCUAGAAAUCAAGCAGAUGCUCUGGCUGCCAAGGCCAAACUUCUCCUGAGGGAACUAAAAACCGCCAAAGCCGACCUAGCUUUUGCCAAGCAAAGAUGUGAUCAGCUUGUAGAGGAAAACAAACUUCUGAGGGAGAACCGUGAGAAAGGAGACAAUACUGAAGAUGAUGACCUGAUACGUCUCCAACUUGAGACACUGCUUGCAGAGAAGGGAAGAUUGGCACAUGAGAACUCAAUAUACGCCCGGGAGAAUCGAUUCUUGAGAGAGAUUGUGGAGUACCAUAAUCAUACAAUGCAGGAUGUUGUGCACCUAGAUGAUGGUAUCAGCCAUAUUGCCGAUGAUAGAACUACACAGAUUUCGUCGCUGUUCUCCUCGUCUGGCUCUGCAUCUGAGGUGAUCUCACCAGCCUUAUCAAGCCCACGAACUCCGCCGGAUUCUAUGAAUUUAUUGAACAACAAUGAUGAGCCAGAUUUCUCAUCGCCUGCUGCCGCUGCUCCUCGAGAAAAUGUGAAUGAAGAAUGCUCAAAAUCACCCCCAAAGUCUGUAGCCCAAGGGGUAAGCUUUUUUCAUCCCAGCAUGAGCUGAAUUUUGAAAGGGCGAACUAAUGAGGGCCUGUUUGUGUUUGUGUAUAGUAAUAUUUCUUUAUGGAACUAUCAUAGUUUGGUAGCAUUUAAUUUCUGAUAAGAUUUUUUUUUGUGAAUAUAUAAUAAUUACACUGUUCUUGUUGGCUCUAGGCUCAGGGGACAUUAUGGCUGUUGUAUUUAUGGCCUUAUUGUAAGUAGAGGUAAUAUAGUCUUUUGGUUUUAUUUACUUAUAUGUCAUAAUGUCUCUACAUAAAAGGGACUUGGGAUUCAUGAGAUAGUAGUAGUGAGAAAUGUAGAAGUUGUAACUCCAAAUCAUUACUUUCUCCCAUCCAUGGUCUCCCUCCCCGUGGAUG
This is a messenger RNA of Phalaenopsis equestris, 1686 nucleotides long. RefSeq lists its product as uncharacterized. NCBI's taxonomy places the organism in Eukaryota, Viridiplantae, Streptophyta, Magnoliopsida, Asparagales, Orchidaceae. The coding region runs from base 78 to 1334 and encodes 418 amino acids. The record is from RefSeq and is a predicted model, not a curated record. The transcript has 6 exons.